Molecule: messenger RNA, 2961 nt
Organism: Paramecium pentaurelia
Lineage: Eukaryota; Ciliophora; Oligohymenophorea; Peniculida; Parameciidae
Source: the annotation of a GenBank genome assembly
AUGCAAACCUAAGACCUUGUUGAAUAUUUAGAAUAAGAUGUCAAUAGCUUUAAUUAACUCUUCACUUUCAUUCCUUAUCAACCUUCAUUCUAUAAUUAUAUCACCAAGUAUCAAUUGAAAUCAAUUCAAAUUGAAUUAAAGAGUGAAGAAUUCUUACCAUCCAUCAUUGUUAAUGAUAAAUUGCAACAUAAAAUUAAGUAUCAUCAACAAUUCAAAUAAGCAUAUGGAUUAACUAAUUCUUUUGAAUUUGAUAAUACAAUAUCAAUUGAUAUUAUUUCUUAUGACAUAGAAGAAACUUAUAAAGAGUAAAGAAACAUUAAUUAUUAAUUAGAAAAUUGGAAAAUGAUAAUAUGUAUCCAAUCUUAUUAAGUUUUGCUGUUACUAAUUCAAAUUGGAAUAUUGAAUCACUUGUUCAUUUUCUUAAUCAGAAAGCCUGUUCAUAUAAUACAAUUAAUAUUGAUCUACUCUAUUUAAAUUUAUUUAGAUUUGCUUUAUAUUUCUAAAAAUCUAAUCAAAUCACUACUUUUCUACAUUAUCCAUCUAUCAAAUUUAGAUUAUAAGAAAUAAGACAUACUAACAAAUUUGUUGAAACUCCUUUAACUAAAAUGAUUACAAAAUCAAGAUCAAGUCAAAAGAAAGAAAAAGUUCAAUAUAAAUUUGGAUUUCUCUCUCUAGAUUAAUCUAAUAGAAUUUUUCCUUUAAUGAUUUAAGAUCCUCUUAUCUUUUAAUUACCUUUAAUAGGUACUUGGUUAUAUUCAAAUGAUCCAUAUGAUGAACCAUUAAAUAAUAGAUAAUAUAUUUGGACUAUGUUAACAGAAUUUAUAUGUAGUCCAUACAUUACCAGAAGAAUCUGUAAAGAUUAAUAUGAUUAAUUUUUAUUCAUUCAAUUUCAAAAGAAUCAAUCUCCACAAUUCUUUGAAGUAAGUAUUCAAGAAGAUCCUCAAUAUAAAAUAGUAAGAUCUUAAGAGAAAAUACUUAAUCUUGAUAAUCAUUAAAUUGAUCUAGCUUCUGCUCAACCUUUUAAUUAAAUAGAUAAAGUGGCAGAUCUAUAUAAUCCUAUAAACAGUACUAAUCAGAUCUCAAAUAAAAAUUCAAUAACUACUUAAAAUAUUAAUAAAUAGAAACUUUAAUCUGCAGAACCUAUUUAAACUAUAGAGUAAUCAUUUUAAUAGGAAAGUACAGUUAAAUAACCACCUGUUCCUUAGCCUUUAGACUCUAAUUAAAGUUAUUAAUCUGCAAACUUCCCUUAAAAUUAACAUUUAACUGAAAGAUUAGUUAUUAUGUAAUCUGAAUAAUUGAAAUUAAUGUAAACUCAAAUUAUAGAUUUGUAAAGAGCUUUACUUCAUUAAGUAUUAUUAAAUAUUAAUAAUUAGAUGCAAAAACCUUAAAUUUAAUAACCUAUGAGUCCUCCAAGAAAUGAAUAAACAUUUCAUCCAUCAAAUAAAAGAAUGGGAUUACCUGUAUAAAAAAUAGAUUUCCUAAGUGAAUAAUUAAAAUUAAAAACUUAAUCCAAAAAAAAAGAAUAAGAAAUAGAAGAAAUAGCUUAAUAGAUUUUAUGUGAUAAGAUAGAAUCUAUGUAAAAUUCUACAAGAAAUUCAAUUAAUAAAUUAAUCUCAUAAAAUAAUUCAAAUAACUCUGAUAAUUCUAAUCAAUUUAAAAUUUCAACUAAUAAAAAAUAAUCUUUAGGUGAUUUAAUUAUAUCUAUGAAGGAUAGUGAUAUUAAGAGACAAAUUAAAAGAAAUUAAGCCAUGAUUUAAGAUAUCAAUGGUAAUACUUAACAUGAAAAUCAUUAAUAUCAUUCUUAAUCUUUAUCUCCAUUUUCUCUACAGAAUUAAUAAUCUAAUCACUUUUUAUAGAUUCAAUCCCCAAAAUUUAAUCAAUAAAAGGAUGUUUCAUAAUUUAAUCAUAUGACUAUCAAUACAUACUAAUAGGAAAGUCCAAUCAAAUAUGUUAGAAUUGAUUAAUUCUCUUAAUAAUUAUAAUAAUAACAAUAAUAGUAAUAAUAACAAUAAUAAUAAUAAUAAUAAUAAUAAUAAUAAUAAUAAUAAUAAUAAUAAUAAUAAUAAUAAUAAUAAUAAUAAUAAUAAUAAUAAUAAUAAUAAUAAUAAUAAUAAUAAUAAUAAUAAUAAUAAUAAUAAUAAUAAUAAUAAUAAUAAUAAUAAUAAUAAUAAUAAUAAUAAUAAUAAUAAUAAUAAUAAUAAUAAUAAUAAUAAUAAUAAUAAUAAUAAUAAUAAUAAUAAUAAUAAUAAUAAUAAUAAUAAUAAUAAUAAUAAUAAUAAUAAUAAUAAUAAUAAUAAUAAUAAUAAUAAUAAUAAUAAUAAUAAUAAUAAUAAUAAUAAUAAUAAUAAUAAUAAUAAUAAUAAUAAUAAUAAUAAUAAUAAUAAUAAUAAUAAUAAUAAUAAUAAUAAUAAUAAUAAUAAUAAUAAUAAUAAUAAUAAUAAUAAUAAUAAUAAUAAUAAUAAUAAUAAUAAUAAUAAUAAUAAUAAUAAUAAUAAUAAUAAUAAUAAUAAUAAUAAUAAUAAUAAUAAUAAUAAUAAUAAUAAUAAUAAUAAUAAUAAUAAUAAUAAUAAUAAUAAUAAUAAUAAUAAUAAUAAUAAUAAUAAUAAUAAUAAUAAUAAUAAUAAUAAUAAUAAUAAUAAUAAUAACAAUAAUAGUAAUAGUUAUAACAAUAACAAUACUUGCAAUUAUCACAAUAAUAAUAAUCUUAAAAAAAAUCCUAGUAGUAGUUGUAAUCUUCAACAAACAAAUAAUCAAUAUUAAUUUCAUCUAUUCAGAAAUCAUAUAAUAAGUAUGAUUUAAUUUAAUGACUAUAGAGAGAAUAUUAUGUCCAAUAAUCAAUUAGAAUAGAGUGCUGGGUCUAAAGCUAUGCCUAAGAUUAAAUUUAAUUUAAAAGACUAUGAAGAAUCUGAUUCAGAUGAAGAAGUUAAAAAAUUACAAAUGAAAUACCUAAAGAAAAGAUGA